AUGGGAAAUCCAAAGCAUGGCUCAGGCUCAGGCAGCGCUCUCAACCCCAUCAUCCUAAUCACCGCCGGGGUUGCGGCGCUCGUCGCUACAUUGCUUGCAUCGUUCUCAAUAUUACUACAACUCAAGAAUUAUAGGCGACCUAUACUCCAGAGACAAGUUGUUCGUAUCAUGCUGAUGAUCCCGCUCUACGCCAUCUCGUCAUUCAUCUCUCUGUUCUCACUCGAAGCAGCGGUUGUGAUAGACGCACUUCGUGAUAUAUACGAGGCGUUCGUAAUCUAUAAUUUCUUCCAUUUAUUGCUGGACUAUCUGGGUGGAGAACGUUCUCUCUUGAUCCUCUUGCAUGGGAGACCUCCAAAACAUCACGUCUUUCCCGUCUCACUCUUCAAAAGUGAGAUUGACGUAAGCGACCCUUUUACGUUCCUUAUGUUGAAACGUGGAAUCCUUCAAUAUGUUCAAGUCAAACCGGUUCUCGCUAUCAUUACUUUGAUACUCAAGGCUACUGAUUCGUACAAGGAAGGUGACUUGCGUGGUGACGCUGGUUACUUGUACGUCAGCCUUAUAUACAAUAUUUCCAUUUGCAUCGCUUUGUACUGCUUGGCCGUUUUUUGGAUUGUAAUCAACGACGAUGUCAAGCCAUUCCGCCCAAUGCCCAAGUUCUUAUGCAUCAAGGGAAUCCUCUUCUUCUGCUUCUGGCAAUCCAUCGCAGUGUCCAUCCUAGUCUCCCCACUUCACCUGAUUACACACAUUGGACCAUAUCAUGACGUCGAACACAUCUCCAUUGCCAUUUCCGAUGUUCUCAUCUGCUACGAGAUGCCAUUCUUUGCGGUGGCACACAUGUUCGCGUUUAGCCAUACCGACUACAUCGACCCUCUGGUUCACUACGCAGCCCGAAUGCGUUUCUGGUACGCCACAAGAGAUGCAUUUGGACUUCGUGAUGUCGUCGAGGAUUCAAAGGCAACACUGCACUCAACUGUCAAUUAUCGAACUUAUGAACCAGUGGAGGGCGGAAUGCAUGUUGGCGAAGGGCGAGACCGCAGGAUACGCGCUGGCCUGCGAUAUGCUAAAGGAGGAACGCAAAAAUACUGGCUACCUAUGCCGGCGGACGAUGAAAUGGUAGCACCCGCUUUAACGGGGCCUCUGACAGCUAUUCAGAGGCGAUGGAACGAGCACCAGGGUUACGCGCCUCUGCCAGCUGAGCAAGCUGAGGACGUGGUGCAUGAAGGAUUCCAAGAGCCCGAUCCGAAUUCACGAACGCCGACAGAUGCAUUUCGGCCCGACUACAUUGCCACCGACGAGGACGAUCUGGAUCUUCACUUUGAAGAUCCACGCAGAGACCAAGAAUGCGAGAUGGUCUACGAAGAAAGCCGACGGCUCGUGUUUGGCGACUACAACUAUCCAGUCAUUGAUGUCAGCACAGAGGCAGCCAAGAUACAGAUGUGGGAUGAGGAGGAACGCAUUCUAACAAACGCACGAAGUGCGGCAUUCAACUGGAAAGGUGGCAAAAACAAGAAGUUGGCCUAUGCGACGAAAGGCUACGGUGCCACUGACGAAGGACCUCCUUCCUCCUCGAGGCCGCAAGUUAGAGUCCAGAACUCUGAUGGCUCAUUCAACGCUCCACAUCCAGCAAUAAUUGACUAUGAAACCGAGAAUGUCCCUGACAUCGACUUUAAAGGGAUACGGCUUCGAUGGACCAAAACAGGGGCGCCUGUACCUACAGCAACCAGCAAGCCAGGCUCUCCGAGUAGGUCUGUAUCCUCCAAUUCGAGGAAGAAGGUCGAGGUCCGGUCACACUCGAAGAGUGCAACCUCAAAGACCAGCCUCGAUGGACAACCACAUCCAGAGCACGUUUCAGAUCCUGAGCGCUCUGAAGAAGAGCCUGUGGAUAAGCGGGAGGACGCUGUGGAUUUGGUCGUAGAAGAUCGACGGGCGGGUGAGCUUGAAAUGGAGUGGGAACGAAGAAGAGGAGAGCCGGCAUUGGCUGGCGCAAGCGGGCUCAAGAAGGUCUUUAAGAGGAGGUAUGACGUGGGCACCGAUUCGGAUGCUGAAGGAGGUGAAGUGGAAAUCAAGGAAGCGCGGAAUGUUGCCGAGGAUCCGGACGACUUGCCCGAGAAGGUCCAGGUUCAUAUUAAGAGGGAUGAGAGGAAGCAGAGUGACCGAACUGAACAUACGUCUACGCCGCAGAGACAUGGAGCGUUGUCGCCGUGGAAUCCACAUACAGAGCACCAGCAUGACGCCGUCGUCGAUCCUGCCGGCGAGUCGGAUCUUGUCAUAUCCAGGGAGACGCAACCCCUCCACAUGCGAGGCUGGAAACGCGAGAGAAUAACAGGCUACUAG
Molecule: messenger RNA, 2334 nt
Organism: Serendipita indica DSM 11827
Lineage: Eukaryota; Fungi; Basidiomycota; Agaricomycetes; Sebacinales; Serendipitaceae
Source: the annotation of a GenBank genome assembly